Cucumis melo (muskmelon) is the source of this 1601-nucleotide messenger RNA. RefSeq lists its product as uncharacterized. The coding region runs from base 138 to 1412 and encodes 424 amino acids. Gene Ontology annotation, molecular function: nucleic acid binding; zinc ion binding. The transcript is spliced from 2 exons. NCBI's taxonomy places the organism in Eukaryota, Viridiplantae, Streptophyta, Magnoliopsida, Cucurbitales, Cucurbitaceae. The record is from RefSeq and is a predicted model, not a curated record.
ACGGUCCUUCGGCACUCGCCAGGUAUGUCUAAAGCCUUGCUAAUGUUAAGAUUACAAUUUUGCCUGAAUAGUCUAAGACCUAGAUAUAGGGUGUUAAGUUCUUGUGGUGAAAAGUUUGUUGGUGAAUUUUAGGGAGAAUGCCGCCACGUAGGGGUGCACGCCGAGGAGGUGGUAGGGGAGGCAGAGGAGCCGGUCGUGGCCAGCCGGAGGCGCCACCUGUUGCACCGGCAGUCGACCCAAACGCACCGGUCACCCAGGCGGAUCUCGCCGCGAUGGAGCAGCGUUAUCAGGACAUGCUGCAAGCUGCUUUGGCGCCUUUCCUUGCCGCCCAGCAGAACCAGGCCGCCCCUGUUCAGGCCCAGGCCGCCCCUGCUCAGGCCCAGGCCGCCCCUGUUCCGGCUCAGGCCGUCGCUCCUCCAGCCCCUGAGGAAGCUCAACCAGUACCAGUUCAACUGUCGGCCGAGGCGAAACACUUACGGGAUUUCAGGAAGUAUAAUCCCAAGACCUUUGACGGAUCCAUGGACAACCCCACAAAGGCCCAAAUGUGGUUGACGUCCAUAGAGACUAUUUUCCGGUACAUGAAGUGCCCAGAAGACCAGAAGGUGCAGUGUGCAGUCUUCUUCUUGGAGGACAGGGGCACCGCCUGGUGGGAGACCGCUGAGAGAAUGCUGGGGGGCGAUGUCAGCAAAAUAACUUGGGAGCAGUUCAAGGAGAACUUCUAUGCUAAGUUCUUCUCUGCAAAUGUGAAGCACGCCAAGCUGCAAGAGUUCCUAAACUUGGAGCAAGGCGACAUGACGGUGGAGCAGUACGACGCCGAGUUCGAUAUGCUGUCCCGCUUUGCUCCCGAUAUGGUAAGGGAUGAGGAUGCCAGGACGGAGAAAUUCGUUAGAGGACUCAGGCUAGACCUUCAGGGCAUUGUCAGAGCCCUCCGCCCAGCCACGCAUGCUGAUGCACUACGUAUAGCACUGGAUUUGAGCCUGCCUGAGAGAGCCGAUCCGUCUAAGGCUGCCGGCAGAGGGUCAGCCUUGGGACAGAAGAGAAAGGUGGAGACGCAGCUUGACGUAGCACCGCAGCGAACACUGAGGUCAGGAGGUGUCUUCCAGAGACACCGACGGGAGCUUGCAGCAGCCGGGAGGACUCUGAGAGAGCUACCCGCUUGUACUACCUGCGGGAGAGUCCACGGAGGUCGUUGCUUAGCUGGAAGUGGAGUCUGCUUCAGAUGUAGACAGCCGGGGCACACUGCUGAUGUGUGUCCUCGGAAACCCUUUGAGACGACACCGCCCCAGCCUUCUGCGUCCCAGCAGGGGAGAGUUUUCGCCACCACCCGGCAGGAGGCCGAGCGAGCUGGCACAGUGGUGACAGGUAGAGGACGGGGCAAGGGCAAGGGCAAGCUGGCGAGCGACCCGAAGUGAGACCGUGGAGGGCCAUAGGGACUACCGCUUCCGCUUAUUCUUAUUUCAGAUUUUCGCAUUUGAAUUUGAGUACUUUUCAUCACUUACCAUCUUUUAUGUAGAUAGGGCCCGAGUAGGAUUUCAGAACGCUUUUACAUUUUUGCAUGACUACCUUGUUUAAAUUUUAUAAAUAAAAUUUCUUAAACCGUA